Loa loa (African eye worm) is the source of this 357-nucleotide messenger RNA. RefSeq lists its product as hypothetical. NCBI's taxonomy places the organism in Eukaryota, Metazoa, Nematoda, Chromadorea, Rhabditida, Onchocercidae. The record is from RefSeq and is a predicted model, not a curated record. The transcript has 5 exons. The coding region runs from base 1 to 357 and encodes 118 amino acids.
AUGAGAAAAAAUGAGGGAAAGAGAAAGAGCAAAUUUUCAGAAAAUGAGAAUGAAUUGUCAAAGAUAAUUAGAAGAGAUCAUUGCGAGUCAAAAAAAAUAUGCCAAAUGAGUAAAGAAAAAGCGCUAUAUGAACAGAAGGGGGACCAAAGACCAAACGAUACCCGUUAUCGUCUUUCUAACCGACCUAAUGAUGGUUGUUAUUGGGUAGCAAAAGGUUUUAAUAUUUUCACAAAGAAAGAGAAGGAAACAAAGGGACAAAAAGAGGGAGAGAAAGAGGGAGAGAGAAAAGGAAGGAAGAAGGAAAAGAGGCGACAAAUAAUGAGUAAUAAAACGAACAAACGCAUCGUUUAUAUUUGA